Penicillium vulpinum is the source of this 2184-nucleotide messenger RNA. RefSeq lists its product as uncharacterized. The transcript has 4 exons. Lineage: Eukaryota; Fungi; Ascomycota; Eurotiomycetes; Eurotiales; Aspergillaceae. Bases 1 to 2184 code for a protein of 727 amino acids. Gene Ontology annotation, biological process: ergosteryl 3-beta-D-glucoside catabolic process; carbohydrate metabolic process. The record is from RefSeq and is a predicted model, not a curated record. Gene Ontology annotation, molecular function: steryl-beta-glucosidase activity.
AUGAGUCAACUCCGUCUGCGCGUCGAGGGACAAUCGUUUCGAGAUCCCCUAAAUCGAGAAAUCAUCCUGCGAGGAAUAAAUGUGGCAGGUGAUGCUAAAUAUCCUAAAUCCCCGGACCUCAGAUCGCACAACCUCCAGGGAUUCUUCGACGCGGAUGUUUCGUUUGUGGGGAGGCCGUUCUCCCUGGAGGAUGCCGAUAUGCAUUUCCAACGUCUCCGAAGAUGGGGAUACAACACCAUUAGAUAUAUCUUCACUUGGGAGGCAAUAGAGCACGCUGGCCCUAAGAUAUACGAUGAAGAAUGGAUCAAUUUCACCAUUGAAAUUCUUCGUGUCGCCAAGAAAUACAAAUUCUACAUUUUCAUGGAUCCGCAUCAAGACGUAUGGUCUCGAUUAUCAGGAGGAUGUGGAGCACCUACAUGGACGCUCCACGCGGCGGGACUGAAUCCCAAGAGUUUCAAAAAUACACAGGCUGCCCUAGUUCACAACACAUGGGAUAACCCCGCAAAAUUCCCAAAGAUGCUUUGGUGUACGAAUUAUACCAGGUUAGCCUGCCAAACAAUGUUUACUCUAUUUUGGGCAGGUCGAGAUUUCGCACCGAAGGCGAUCAUUGAUGGUGUGAAUAUUCAGGAUUAUUUACAAAGCCACUUUAUUGCGGCAUGUGAAUACCUUGCACAGAAAAUACAAAGUGCUGGUGAUCUCGAAGGAGACGUGGUCAUUGGAUGGGAAAGCAUAAAUGAACCCAAUAGAGGACUGGUUGGGAUUCAAGAUAUUUCAUCAAUCCCCGCGGAGCAGCAUCUCCAGCUUGGGACAUCCCCAACGGCAUUUCAGGCUAUGCUAAUUGGCUCCGGGCGAUCCUGUAAGGUGAAAACCUGGUCUUUUGGAAGAUUUGGCCCAUACCAGACAGGUACGGAGGUUAUAGAUCCCAAGGGUGAAAUGGCAUGGCUGUCCGCCGAAUACGAUGACUCUCAAUAUGGCUGGCACCGCGAUCCGGGCUGGAGGCUCGGUGAAUGCCUCUGGGCGCAACAUGGAGUUUGGGACCCGUCCAAAAGCAAAGCCACCUUGCUCCAAAAGGACUACUUUUCAACCAACCCACUGACUGGCAAGGUCCUUGACUACCAAGCCUUUACAAACUCUUACUUUCUGAACCACUACCGAGCGUACAAGAACGCUAUCCGCAGCGUGUGUGGUAGUACUAUCAUAUUUUGCCAGCCACCUGUCAUGGAGAUCCCACCAAGCCUCAAGGGUACUGCUGAUGAUGAUCCAAACAUGGUUCACGCGGCACACUUUUAUGAUGGCCUGACUCUUUUAACAAAACACUGGAAUCGGGUCUAUAAUUUGGAUAUUAUCGGGGUGCUUCGCGGCAAGUAUCUUUCACCAGCCUGCGCAAUCAAAAUCGGUGAGAGAUCAAUUCGAGAGAGCCUGCGUCGUCAACUCAAGUUUCUGCGCGAUGAAAGUCUGGAACAUAUGGGUGAUCAUCCCCUCAUUUUUAGCGAGAUCGGCAUUCCGUAUGACAUGGAUGAUAAACAUGCAUAUAAGACUGGAGACUACAGUAGCCAGAUCAGAGCAAUGGAUGCCAAUCAUUUCGCGUUAGAAGGCAGCACAGCCAAUGGGUUUGCUUUGUGGAUUUAUGUGACAGAUAAUGAUCAUGAAUGGGGCGAUCAGUGGAAUGGGGAGGACCUUGCCAUAUAUUUACCAAAUGAUUUGGAAUUUCCUGCCUCAGCAUUUUCCGGUUCAACAACGCCAGAUUCUACACAGUCUUCUAAAGAUCACCAUCUCGAUGCGGAAGAGCCGAAAUUUAGCUGGCGUAAGGCUUUGACACUCCCUUGCGCCUCGAGUGGUUCAUCCCGGACCGCCCUGCAACCACGACGGUGCGAUAGGGCAGAGGAAGCAUAUCUCCGACCCACUCCCAUCUACGUGAAUGGACGAUUAGAAAGUUAUGCUUUUGAUUUGAAAAAGUGUACGUUCACCUUGAGGUUGAUUGCAAACCAGGCCGCGCCUCACACUCCGACCGAAAUAUACCUUCCCGAUUUUCAUUUUCCAAUGGGAGGUACCUCGGUUAUGGUGAGCGGAGGGAAAUGGGAAAUAUGCAUUCUGGAAUUUCAUACGGUCAAGCUUCAAUAUUUGCGAUGGUGGCAUGGCGAAGGGAUAGCGGAGAUCAAGAUUCGAAAAAUGAAACGCAUGUGA